AUGUCUAGCAAAAUGGAACCUCUACGCUCAUCUACGGUCAUGGGAAAUAUGGAUCAUGACGGAGAUUACAUUCGAAAGGACGAGAAUGUAGGUUACGACGUGGUUCAUAAUCGGUCGCCUUACAGUAACAGAAUUUUUAACAAGGAGCCAGUCUACGGACAGAGUUGCGAACAAUCGUACAGUAGUGAAAAUCUUCUCAAAAGAAGACCUUGCUCCAGCACAUCAGUUUCUACGAGAUUUGGUGAAGUGCCACGGGAAAACGAGAGAUAUGCUGGCAUUUAUGGCGACAGUCAUUAUCGUCCUGGAAAUGAUUCACAUCAUGACGAUGUUGCCGCUUAUGGUGGAACAAGCGGUUACCCUCCAUCUCCCCACAAUGAUGAUUGCUACAGGAAUCCUCCUCGCCAUUCGAGUGCAGCUCACGAUGGAAAAAAUUAUUAUGACCAGAGAAAGGAGCAGUAUUCUCAAGGCGAUGACAUUCAUGGUAUCAAUAGAGCGAGAAACAACGUGGAACAGGAGUAUCAGCUGCAGGAAAGGUUCCCUUUUCGCUACUAA
This is a messenger RNA of Strongylus vulgaris, 552 nucleotides long. NCBI's taxonomy places the organism in Eukaryota, Metazoa, Nematoda, Chromadorea, Rhabditida, Strongylidae. The record is from the annotation of a GenBank genome assembly.